This is a messenger RNA of Uranotaenia lowii, 3924 nucleotides long. RefSeq names its product chromosome-associated kinesin KIF4A-like. Gene Ontology annotation, biological process: mitotic spindle organization; microtubule-based movement. The record is from RefSeq and is a predicted model, not a curated record. NCBI's taxonomy places the organism in Eukaryota, Metazoa, Arthropoda, Insecta, Diptera, Culicidae. The transcript has 5 exons. Gene Ontology annotation, molecular function: microtubule motor activity; ATP binding; microtubule binding. Bases 168 to 3743 code for a protein of 1191 amino acids.
AAAAAGGAAGGUUAAAAUGAAAAUUCCGGCGCUCGUUAUAGUUUGCUAGGCGCUUGUGGUGAUUUUUUAAAGAAUUAAAGCUUGUUUUUGUCCCGAUUUUCGUUUAUUAAAUGCCAGAAAGUGCCCUCGUUUAGUAUUCCAGUAAGUGAAGCUCUGUGUUUUCAGCCAUGUCAAAUCCUUCGGCCGAUUCGGUAAAGGUAGCCGUCCGGGUGCGACCCUUGAACGGGCGCGAAAAAGAACGAGGCUGCCGAAUAGUGCUCCAUCAACCGAACCCGGGCGAGCCGCAGGUACAAAUAGGCAACGAGAUCAGUGGCAAGCCAGAGGCGUUCACCUUUAACUAUGUCUUUCCACCACAAGUGAGCCAGGAACAUCUGUACGAGUCGUCAGUACAGCCUUUGCUGGAGAAGUUGCUGAACGGCUACAAUGUGACUAUCCUAGCCUACGGACAGACCGGAUCCGGCAAAACCUUCACCAUGGGAACUAACUACGAUGGAGAGGAGAACGAAACCAUGGGUGUGAUCCCGCGUGCGAUAAACGAUAUCUUUGAUCGGGUAGAGGACAACGAUCAGUAUAUCACAACCAUCAGCUGUAGCUUCAUGGAGUUGUAUCAGGAGAAUUUGUAUGACUUGUUGUCGCCUAAAGGAUCUCGGGAGGAGCGAGUUGUUGAUAUCAGGGAGUCCAACAAUCAGAUAGUGAUUCCGGGACUAACAGAUGUGCCGAUUAAGUCGGCUGAAGAGGCUUUCGAGACUCUAAUGCGUGGUUCGGAAGGCCGGGCGGUUGCUUCAACGGCUAUGAAUGCGGUUUCCAGUCGAAGCCACGCCAUUUUUACCCUCAAUCUGACAAUGCGUUCAAAAGGCGAAAAACCAACGGUAAUCAAUAGCAAGUUUCAUUUGGUCGAUCUGGCGGGUUCCGAGCGUCCAAAGAAAACGCAAGCAACAGGUGAACGAUUCAAGGAAGGUGUCAAAAUUAACCAAGGGUUGCUGGUGUUAGGAAAUGUUAUUUCCGCUUUAGGAUCUUCCGGGGGACCACAGGGGCACGUGCCUUAUCGAGAAUCUAAGCUAACUCGAUUGCUUCAAGACUCGUUGGGCGGAAAUUCAUUGACUCUGAUGAUCGCCUGCGUCUCACCAGCGGAUUACAAUUGUGAGGAAACCAUCAACACCCUUCGAUACGCCAAUCGAGCCAAGAACAUUCGCAAUAAGCCGGUUGUCAACCAGGAUCCUAAUCAAGCUGAAAUCCGAAGAUUGAAUGCUAUCAUACAGGAUCUUCGGUUGGAAUUGUUGGCUGCGUGUGCUGGAAAGGAAAACGUUCCGGGAACUGCCAACCGUCCUUCAUCGGUGCCAACACAUCCUGGCGUAAUCCGGUCAAACAGUGACAACUCUCUCAUCAGCCCAAUCGAGGCGUCUCGUAGGCAGAAGGAAAUGACCGACAAAAUAAGAACACUUCAGAUGCAGCUUCAAACGGCUUUGCAAGAUUUGGCUAACGAUCAGUUGCGCUCAUUGUCGAUCGAAAAAAUCAUAGAAGAAAUCGAGGCUCUUCUGGCUGCAAGCCCGGAUUGUGAUUUAAAAUCUGGCAUUCGGGCCAUUCUCGAUAGCUACAAAGAGGAAACGGCUUCGAUUAAAACCGAAUUGCAAAUGUCAGAUUCUUCCAUGUUGCAAACGGCUACCGAAGAUUUCCAGAAUAGGUCGGACACUCACACCCAAAAGCAGAUAAAGAUAAGGGAUGAGUUGAGACAACUAAACAAAGAACUGGAGUUGAAGGAAGAGUUGCACCGAAAGUGUUUGGGUAAUAUAACGAAUAUGACUUUUACGGUUGAUGACAGCAGUUCUAACGAACGUUUAGAAGAGUACGAGUCGAAAAUAAAAGAAUUAGAACAACAGAUAGCCGAUUUGAAUGACCAACUCAAUACGACCAAGGUAGUAGACAAGAAAAGCAAACUGGCAGAGGAGCGCCGGAAAAAGGUUCAGCAGCUGGAGGGUGAACUUGCCGACCUGAGAAAGAAGAGCGCUCAACAAGCAAAGAUGCUGCAACUGAAAGAAAAGGACACCCAAAGGAUUGAAAAUCUGAGUAAAGAAAUUCAAUCCAUGAAAUCCACCAGGGUAAAGUUGGUAAAAGCCAUGCGAUCAGAAAGUGAAAAUUUCCGACAAUGGAAGCUAAACCGAGAAAAAGAAAUCUGUCAGUUAAAAGAAAAGGAUCGUAAAUUGAAGAACGAAAUGGUUCGACAGCAAAGGGUGCAUGACAAGCAGCAGAAUGUGCUCAAGCGAAAGGUUGAAGAAGCUGUAUCGGUGAACAAACGGUUGAAAGAUGCUCUGGAACGCCAGAAAAACGUUCAGGCCCAACGUGCAGCGAAGUUGCAAGGAAAACCGGUUCGAAGUGCAGAUGUCACAUCUUGGGUAGAUCACGAACUAGAGCUGAUUCGAUCUGUUAAAGAUGCUUCGGUUACUUUGAAUCAUUUAAUGGAUGAUCGUGCUUUGCUCAAUUCCAAGCUUCUUGAAAUGAAAGCCAACGCCGAUGAGCACAGCGAAGAGCAAAUCAAACAGCAGGAACACGACCUAGAGCUACGAAACGCACAGAUCGCUGACUUACAGCAAAGAAUUCUCUCUACAGAUGUCGAUUCCAAACAGAAAACAAUCUUGGAAGGCAUUCCGACUCUGGUUGAUGCAAAGUUGGUCCUCAAGAAGCUGAUCUCAGUAUUCAUAGAGUCCCAAGAAGAAACGGCCAAAAUGCGACACCAGUUGGUGGAAAGAAACUUAUCGGUUGAAUGUUUGGAAGAAACCGUUCGCCAACUGACGGCGGAAAAUGCCGAAAUCAAACAACGUUGCGUCGACGAAUCCAAUGAGGUGGCCAAAAUGUACGAAGAAAAACUGUCGCUGCUAUUGUUGUCCAAACAGAAAUAUGCACGACAAUCGCGGGAAGCUAGCAAUACUUGCGACUCCGUGCUGCAGGAAGCAAGCGAUCGAAUGGAGAAAAUGCGUCAGGAAUUGGAUUCGUUCAAGGAAGCCAAUCGCAUUUUACAAAAGCAGUUAGAUGAAAUGAAAACGAUGACUGUAAAACGUAAAACUCGAAAUAGCAACAAGAUGAUGUUCUCGCGGGAGGUGGAGAGUGAAUUUGAAGAUCUAGAAGACGAAGAAGACGAGGACCUUGAAGAAGAAGAUGGAUCUAAUGAUCCGGACUUCCGUCUUACGCCUCUUGGCAAAAUCAAGAAGAAGGAGGCGAAAAUGCGUGAGACGCUUAUCAGAAAGCAAUCCGGCGGAAUCGUUAAACGACGUGCUUCGGAACAACCCAAGGGCGAUGAUAGCACUUCUGUUAAUGAUUCCCACGAUAGUCAGCAGGCGUUGCACUGUAGUUGUGGCACUAUCUGUAGUACCAAACGGUGCGGUUGCAAAAAGGCGGGAGAAUUCUGCGGCGACUCUUGUCGCUGUCCACCGGGUUGCGUCAACAAGAAGUUGUCGGAUCGUUUGGACGAAGAAGACGAUGAGGAGGGUAAACCGAUGGAAGUGGACGAAGACAAACCAGCCGAUGACGAAAUAAAACCGGUGAAAUCGGAACCCAAUCAAGAGGGAGAAGAAGAGAAGGAAAACGUAACAUUGAAUAAACAUGCUGAUCGGUCACUGGAAAAGCGCAAAUCGCAGGACGACAGCGAUGGCAGUACCGAAAAUGUUUCACCCAAAAGAGCAAAACACGAUCCGUUCACACCAACUUAUGUGUACUCAGUCAAGAAAAGAAAACCUAUCCUGAGGGACUGAGGAAGUAAAUGGGCAUGCUGUAUUUGGAAUGCUUGAACGACUGAUUUUUUUUCCUGUUGACGAUCGAAAAAUUGGUCCGAUUGCAGGUAUUUUCAACUUAUUGACGAUUUAUAUUGUAUUCAAUUUUUUAUUAUUAUAUUAUACUAUUAAUGACCACGAAAAUCCACUUCUAUCAAACUUA